Messenger RNA from Helianthus annuus (common sunflower), 591 nucleotides. RefSeq lists its product as uncharacterized. Bases 1 to 591 code for a protein of 196 amino acids. The record is from RefSeq and is a predicted model, not a curated record. The transcript has 3 exons. NCBI's taxonomy places the organism in Eukaryota, Viridiplantae, Streptophyta, Magnoliopsida, Asterales, Asteraceae.
AUGACACGUAGUCAUGAGGAACACUUAGAACAAGCAUCUGAUCAUAUAGACUCAAACACUGGCCAUAGUGUUUCGUUUGUGCAUAACCAGCCAACAUCGUACCCUAAAAUAUAUCAAGAGACAGUUGUGGGCAAUGAAAACGGUGGUCGGGUUUCAGUAUUUCUCCCACAUAAGUGGUUGACGGUGUUGUCAAAGGUGGUGAUCGGAGUUCUUGGGCGGCGUUGGAGGAGGCUGUUGAGAUUUUCGAUCGCCGAGUGCGUUUCAGUGAGUUGCUGCCCGUGCGCCGUUGUCAACAUCUUUACGCUCACAUUUCUUAAGCUUCCAUGGAUGAUGGGGAGGAAAUGUUUGGGUAAUAAAAACAAGAAAAAGAAACUCAUUAAACAUGAAGAUAAAUAUGGGAGUUCAAGAAGGGAGCAGGGAGAGAAUGGAGCCAUUGAAUUAGGAAGUUGUAAGGUCCCCGCAAACCACACCGCCCACCCUAAGUACAGUGCAAGGUAUGAAGUAGAAAGGGUUUGGUUAGAAUUGUAUAAAGUUGGUCAUUUGGGUUUUGGUAGGGUUUCUUUUAGCGGCAUCCAAUCACUUGGUUGGUAG